This is a messenger RNA of Spodoptera littoralis (African cotton leafworm), 1023 nucleotides long. The record is from the annotation of a GenBank genome assembly. Lineage: Eukaryota; Metazoa; Arthropoda; Insecta; Lepidoptera; Noctuidae.
AUGUUCAACAUAAACAAACUAUGUCUGUUUUCCUGUCUGUGCGUUAUUGUUGUUAUUGUCCUCUAUUUUCAAUCAGAAAUCGCACGUUUAGAGGACAAUUAUAGGAAACUGGAGUUUAGGUUGGUGCAAACUCACUCGGAAUCUCGCCAGUUUUUCCCAAAACCUCAAGAAAAAAAUGACGAUGACACGGUAGUGAUAUACAAUAGGGUCCCGAAGACGGGAUCGACGAGUUUCGUGGGUGUAGCGUACGAUUUAUGUAAGAAGAACAACUUUAAGGUGUUACAUAUCAACAUAACUGCCAAUCGACAUAUCAUGUCCCUCAAUAAUCAGUAUAAGUUCGCGCAGAAUGUUACUAAGUGGGAUGAGGUAAAGCCGGCACUCUACCAUGGUCAUAUGGCUUUUCUAAACUUUGAUCGGUUGGGUGCCUCCUCAAAGCCUAUAUUUAUAAACUUAAUUAGAAGACCCCUAGACAGACUAGUGUCUUACUACUAUUUCUUAAGGAACGGUGAUAAUUAUAGACCACAUUUGGUUCGGAAAAAACAUGGUGACAAAAUGACGUUCGACGAAUGCGUCGAGAGAGGGCAGUCGGAUUGCGACCCUAAUAACAUGUGGCUACAAGUGCCAUUUUUCUGUGGGCACGCCGCCGAGUGCUGGGAACCCGGCAACCAAUGGGCAUUAGACGAAGCGAAACGCAAUCUAGUCAAUCACUACUUACUGGUAGGUGUUACAGAACAAAUGCUCGACUUUAUAACAGUGCUAGAGGCUACCUUACCUCGCUUCUUCAAAGGAGCGACAGAAUACUACCUAAACAGCAACAAAUCACAUCUUCGACAAACCAGCUCAAAAAUAGACCCUAAUCUCCUAACAAUAGAGAAGAUACAGCAAUCAGCUAUUUGGAAAAUGGAAAAUGAAUUAUACGAAUUUGCCCUAGAACAUUUUAACUUUGUUAAAAGAAAGUUACUAGUGAAAGAAGCGAAUAAUGUAGCUCAAAUAUACUUCUAUGAGAAGAUACGGCCUAAAUGA